CGCAGCGCGAAGCAGCUGUCAUGGCGGAAGCGGUCUGGAGCACUGACACCGGCGAGGCCGUGUAUCGCUCCCGGGACCCCGUGCGCAACCUGCGCCUCCGAGUUCAUCUGCAAAGAAUCACAUCAAGCAACUUCCUUCAUUACCAGCCUGCUGCCCAGAUGGGGAAGGACCUCAUAGACUUGGCCACUUUUAGGUCUUCUCAAGCUCCUAGUGGACACCGCCCUGACGAAGAAGAGGAGGAAGAGGUUAUAAUUGGAUGGCAGGAAAAGCUCUUUAGCCAGUUUGAAGUUGACCUGUACCAAAACGAAUCCGCAUGUCAGAGCCCAUUGGAUCAUCAGUACCGCCAGGAGAUCCUGAAGCUGGAGAAUUCCGGCGGCAGGAAAAACCGGCGAAUCUUCACUUACACCGACUCGGAUAGAUACACCGACUUGGAAGAGUUCUGUCAGAAAAUAACCACUUCAGCCAGCGAGACGCCAUCGUUUCUGGUCGAGCGGAUGGCAACUGUGAGGCGGCGGCGCCAGGACAGGCGAGGGGUAGAGGGCAGCAAACUCAAGUCUCGGAUGGUCACGUGGGAACCCUCGGAAGACUUCAUCAGGAACAGCCACGCUAUCAACACUCCUCUUCAGACAAUGUACAUCAUGGCUGACCUGGGGCCCUAUGGAAAGCUUGGCUAUAAGAUACAUGAACAUGUCCUCUGCAUCCUGAAGGUGGACAGCAAUGGGGUGAUCACGGUGAAGCCUGACUUCACAGGCAUCAAAGGACCCUACAGAAUCGAGGCUGAGGGAGAGAAGCAGGAGCAUAGUUCUGCUUGGAAAUACACAAUUGACAACGUGUCCUCCCUCGCACAGCCAGAGGAGGAAGAGCGGGAGCAGCGUGUAUUCAAGGAUCUUUAUGGCCGGCACAAGGAGUACCUCAGCAGCCUCGUGGGUACAGACUUUGAGAUGAUCACCCCAGGGGCCUUCCGGCUGUUUGUGAAUGGGGAGGUAGUUUCAGCCCAAGGCUAUGAGUACGACAACCUCUAUGUGCACUUCUUUGUGGAGUUGCCGGCUACUAACUGGUCCAGCCCAUCCUUCCAACAGCUCUCCGGAGUAACCCAGACCUGUGCCACCAAAUCCCUGGGAAUGGACAAGGUGGCCUAUUUCUCCUUUCCAUUCACAUUCGAAGCCUUCUUUCUGCACGAGGAUGAAUCGGUUGAAUCCCUCCCGGAGUGGCCCGUGCUCUAUUGUAAGGUCCUCUCCCUGGACUUCUGGCAGAGAUAUCGAGUGGAAGGCUACGGGGCAGUGGUGCUGCCUGCCACCCCAGGAUCGCACACCCUGACUGUCUCCACGUGGAGGCCCAUGGAGCUGGGCCUCGUGGCAGAGCUAAGGAGGUUCUUCAUUGGCGGGUCUCUGGAGCUGGAGGACCCAUCCUACGUGAGGAUACCAGGAACCUUCCAGGGCUUUUAUGGAAUCAAGCUCCCUCCGGAAACAGAUGCGGAGCGUGCUGGACCGUCUGGAAGGGUUCAGCCAGCAGAGUUCCACGCACAACGUGCUAGAAGCAUUCCGUCGAGCUCGGCGCCGCAUGCAGGAGGCCCGAGAGAGCCUUCCCCAGGACCUUGUGAGCCCCACGGGAACGCUGGCCUAGCUCCGCAGCCCUGGCCUGUGGAGCAAGGGAAAGAUGUCUGCACCCAGGGUUCUCGCUUUGUCUUGCUUACUAGAGACCACAUUGGUCUACCAAACUGGAUGAUCUAGAACCUUCCAGCGGGCUCCUCUGCAUAGCCUUCUGCAGGAUUAUUAUUUCUUCAAAGUAGAAGGAAAGCCGGACCCUCUGGGGCCCCACCUGAUGACCUGUCCAUGUUUUGGCUAUCAAACAUGGGCGUCAUAACAAGACAGGCUGUGUAGUCUGAAACUUGUUUGGGGUAAACCCAGCAUUAGCCUGUCCUCAAUACAGUGUCUUUUCUGGUUUGUCACAGAGCCUCUGUGGCAGAGGGCUCCAAAAUGGAGUUUGGCAGCCAGGAGUAAUGGUGCAUAUCUUUAAUCCCAGCACUCAGGAGGCAGAAGUGGGAGGAUAUCUCCAGUUUGAAGGGAGCCUGGUCUACUAGUGAGUUCUGGGACAACUAGAGCUAUGUAAUGAGACCCUGUCUCAAAACAAAAAACAAAAGCAAAACAACAACAACAAUAUGGAGUUGGCAUCUUCCAAUGAGGAAGAUUGAUUUGAGAGCUCAGUCUUCUGUUCCUUUCAAGAAAAGAUGAGGGUAAGAGGCCUCAACUUCCGGGCUAAGUUUCUGUCCCCUUACAGUAUAGGGCUGGCAGGCUUUAGGAUAUGACCUGGGGUAGUUCUCAGUCCUUCCUGCCAGCUGGGUGGGGUCUUUUAUAAUAUUUGUAUUUUUGGUUUGUUUUUCAUAUAAAAAGUAUUUAUAUUAACUGA
Molecule: messenger RNA, 2406 nt
Organism: Apodemus sylvaticus (European woodmouse)
Lineage: Eukaryota; Metazoa; Chordata; Mammalia; Rodentia; Muridae
Gene: Mks1
Product: MKS transition zone complex subunit 1
Exons: 17
Coding region: 21-1730 (569 amino acids)
Biological process (GO): cilium assembly
Cellular component (GO): MKS complex
Source: RefSeq, a predicted model, not a curated record